AUGAUACUUCUGCUGGCAUUUACCCAAGUCUUUGCUGCCGCAGAGUAUUCGUCCAUCCGCUCACGCUGUCCACAGGUGUGCAGCGAGCUCGGCCAUGACCCGGCCGGCUGGACGUACUAUCACAGCCUGCACGUGCUCAGCAGAUGCAACAAGACGGUCUUGUUUGACACCAACCUGUUCAACGCCGUCAACGACAGUCGCAAGCACUUUACCAUUCGCGCGUGCUCGGUAGAGGCAGAUUUGUCAGCCGCCGCCGCCACCACAUCGGCGUCUAAGCGUGCCAACGGCCAUGCGGCGCGGUCGUUGUCGCAGCAGGGAAACGAGACGACGGCAAGUGCGACUGUGCGGCCGAUGGCUCUUUCUUGGGGCACUGGUAACGGGUCCACCACGUCUUUGUCAUCAUCAGAAUCGGCGUCCCUUUUGAGCCAUCUUCUCUCGUAUGCGCAAGACAAACCAGAUGACGGACUCGGUCUCGGUCUGUUUGCUUCCUCUGGCAGCACUGUCGCCGGCGUGUUCAUCGGGUCGGGCGUGCAGACAGCGAGCGCCGUCAACGUGCUCGGCGCAUUUGCCGACGCGCAGGCCUACAUCGAGGCACCGAGCGCGGCGCUGCAGUACUGUGGAAGCAACAACAACAGCACCAGCAGCGGAAACUCCUCGUCCCCCACCUCCUCUGCCGGCCAGGCAGUCUUUGGGGUCAUCGUCGACACAGAAGGGGGGGGCGACGUGAACGUGGCCCGACUGCAAGCGGCUCUGGCCCAGUGGACCGACGGCAAGUGUCUGCAGGGCGACGGAGCAUCGCCGACCUCGACGUGGUGGUCGGCAGCUUCGGAGCCAGAGCUGGUAAUAGUCGCAGAGGACGACGAGGCCACGGCAUCCAGUCUGCACCGACGAGCAGACGCCACCUCUCCGGCAGCGUAUGCCAACGGAACGUGUUAUACGUAUGUGGUGAGCACGGGAGACACGUGCUCGGCCAUAGCGCUGACGUACGGUAUCAACAUAGCGGCCGUCGAGGACAACAAUGACAACACCUGGGGAUGGAUGGGCUGCUCGGAUCUGCAGAUCGGCCAGUAUAUCUGUCUCAGCACCGGUACGCCGCCUUUCCCGGCAACUGUGUCCAGCGCAGUGUGCGGCCCGCAGGUCAAUGACACGACGCCCACGAGCAACUAUACGGGCUGGGCAGAUCUCAACCCGUGCCCGAUCAAUGCGUGCUGUGACAUCUGGGGCCAGUGCGGGAUCACGUCGGACUUUUGCACGCCGGAUCCGGCGGACACGGGAGCGCCGGGUACGGCACAGGCCGGCAGCAACGGUUGCAUUUCCAACUGCGGCUUUUCCGUCAUCCAGUCCGUGGCGCCAGACUCGUUUGCUACUGUGGGCUAUUUUGAGUCGUGGAACAGGGACCGGUCGUGUCUGCACAUGGACCCAGCGGACAUACCAUCAAAGUACACGCACGUGCACUUUGCCUUUGGCAACAUCACCGACGACUACGCCGUCGACGUCAGCGGCUACCAGGACAUCUUUGACAGCUUCCUUGCCGGCACAGGCUACAAGCGGAUCCUCUCCUUUGGUGGCUGGGCCUUUUCCACCAGCCCGCAGACGUACCCCAUCUUCCGCGAGGGCGUGUCGGAGGCGCAGCGGCAGACGUUUGCCGAUAACAUUGUAGCGUUUAUCAAAGCAAACGACCUCGACGGCGUCGACUUCGACUGGGAGUACCCCGGCGCUACGGACAUCCCGGGUAUCCCGGCCGGCACCGCCGAGGACGCCACAAACUACCUGGCCUUCCUGCAGGACAUGCGGGCACGGCUGCCGACGGACGAGUACACGUUGUCGAUUGCGGCGCCUGCGUCCUAUUGGUAUCUGCGCAACUUCCCAAUCAAGGAGAUCGGCGAGGUGGUCGACUACAUCAUCUACAUGACAUACGACCUGCACGGCCAGUGGGACUAUGACAACAGCUUUAGCGAUCCGGGCUGCGUCGACGGAAACUGCCUGCGAUCGCAGGUAAACAAGACCGAAACGCUGUCGGCGCUGGCCAUGAUCACAAAGGCCGGCGUGCCGUCCAACAAGGUCAUGGUCGGCCAGGCGCUGUACGGUCGCAGCUUUGAGAUGACUGAGGCAGGAUGCUACACGGAAAUGUGCACCUAUGUCGGCCCCGAUACUGGCGCUACGCCGGGCAUCUGCACUGACACGGCCGGCUAUAUUAGCAACUGGGAGAUUGGGCAGAUUCUGAUCACGCCCGAUGCCAACGCCCAGCAAUACUACUCGGACGAGGCCGGUGACAUUGUGGUCUACGACGAGACGCAGUGGAUCUCGUACCUUUCGACAAACACGUACAACUCACGCGUGUCCUGGGUCGAGGGCAUGAACUUUGCCGGCACCUCGGACUGGGCCAUGGACCUGGCCACCAACUACUACGACAACGGCACGCAGGUCACCAACGGCUCCGGCGUCGUCUACAUUGACCCCAGCGUGCUGACCGACCCUGACGCUACCAUCGCCUGCAUCCCGCCCUGCACCUUUGUCCUGCCGCCGUGGACGCUGUCGACAAUGACCACCAUCAGCCAGCCACCGGUCACGGAGACGAUCGACGAGCUGUGGACGUCGACCAGCACCGGUUCCAACGGCCAGACCUCUAUCGCUUACGUCACAUCGACUGUCGUCACCACCAUAACCAUCCCCGCCCUCACCACCGACACCAUCUCGAUCUACAACGUCAUCUGGACCGACGUCAGCGACACCAUCAUCUACUUUACCAGCAGCGUCAACAUGCCGUCCACCGUGCUCGAGCAGGCCAACGACACCAUCACCAAGUCCUCCACCACUACCAUCUUGCCCGGCAUCAUCUAUACCUACAGCCCGGGGCCGUACACAGGGUCGCAGGAGACGACGGCCACGGCCACGACUACUCCUGCUUCUGAUGCUUCUACUUCUACUUCUACUCCCCCACCCGGACUACCUCCGGGAAUGGUCGGCUCAGUAAGUGUCAACUCGGGCUCGCCGUCGCCGACCUGCGUCGUCGGCUGCGGCUCUGUGUGUCUGCUCAACUGCCUGCCGUCUAUUCCCUGCAUUGGAAUCUGCGGUUGUGUCGGCCUCGGCUGUCCGACUGGUGCUGACGGAGAUAACUGCCUCGGCGCGGGUUGCGAUGACAGCGACGAUGACGACGACGACGACGACGGUAGUGGUGAUGAUGACGACAGCACCACAAAGACGUCAUGCUCCACCAGCCACACCGUUACCAACUACGAGGUGCCCUGCACCGUGACCAACUACGGCUCGUCGAGCAAGUCGACAUGCAACAGCCAGACGUGUGAUCCGACGCUCGCCUGCGACACCACCGGCACGACGACUACGUCGUGGACAACCACGGCCGACUGCACCUGGACCGGUGCCAGCUACAUUCCGAGUACCUGGGCCAUAGACAACCCGGCCGGUGCUUUGCCUCAGCUGGGCGCCGGCGGCCUCUUUGGCUUCACAUACUACAAGGGGGACGGCAGCCUGCCGUCCAGCUCUGCCUCUGCGUCCAGCUCUGCCACCACCGUCUCGUACAUUCCCUGCACGUAUCAGGGCCAGGACCCCGACCAGGGUAUCACUGCACAAUACUGCGUCUGCUCCGGGUCGACCUUUGCGCCCAAGACCACGACCGGCGGUGGUGGCAACUCGUGCGCCUACACAGCCAUGCCGACCAAGACAACCAAUGCUGCAGUCCUGUAUGAGACAGCUAAAAGCAACUGCGAGGUGUGCACUUACGCCGGCCUGUCACAGAUUGGCUGCUCGGACCUGGCCGGCUGCACAAAGACGGACGAGGUUUUAUACUGGUCUUUCGAGAUCUACAACAUCGAGGGCUGGUCCGACGACGGUGGUGCUGCGCUGAAGAAGCAGGAGAAAGGCUGCGGCGCCCUCACCGGCUGGGACUGGUAUGAAGCCACAGAUGACUACCCAGCCUACGUAUACUUUAACCUACCCCUCUUUAUGAAGGAUGGCUGCGUCGAGCGCGCGAUCGUGUCCGCCGGAGGACUAAAGAUAUCUUGCACAGGUGAAGGCCUUGAUUUCCGGCGAAGGAGCUUGGGGAGGAGCGAAGACGAGGAGGACAGCGACGGCGACGACAACGCCAACGCCCAGGCUGCUGACCUUAGGGCUCGCUCGAUGGCGCUCAUGACGGCCUCGCCGAUCGUCCAGUCCUCCACGCCGACAUACUCGUACUCACAGACCACCAGCAUCCCGGCCUACGUCCCCAUGAACUGGACCGGUACCGACAACAGCAGCACGGUGACGCUGACAUGGACGGUGACCGAGGUCACGUCAUUUAUCGUCACCCAGACCAGUGUCAUCGCGGGCGGCACCACCAGCGCCAGCACCACCGGUAGCGGAUCUAUGACCACAACGACGACGGGAUUAUCGACAGUCUCGACAGUCUCAACACCCUCGCCCGUCCAGACGGGCAUGGUCAGCAACUGUGACUCUUUCUAUCUCGUCGUAUCAGGCGAUACCUGCAGCGCCAUCGCCACGGCGGCUGGCAUCAGCCUGACAAGCUUUUAUGCGUGGAACCCAGCCGUGGGAUCGAGCUGUGCUUCUCUCGGUCUGGGUGACUACGUAUGCGUUGGCAUAACGGGCACGAGCAGCGCCACCAGCAGCACAUCGUCCACUGGCAACGGCAUCUCCACACCCUCGCCGGUCCAGACGGGGAUGGUGAGCAGCUGCGACGACUUUUAUCUCGUCGUCUCGGGCGACACUUGCAGCGCCAUCGCCACGUCGGCUGGCAUCAGCCUGACCAGCUUUUACGCGUGGAACCCGGCCGUCGGCAGCAGCUGUGCGUCUCUCGGCCUGGGCGACUAUGUCUGCAUCGGCGUCCUAGGCGGCGGCACCACCACCACCACCGCCGCGACGCUGACCACGACCACAACAUCCACGACGUCCACCUCAUCGGACAACGGCGUGACGACGCCGACGCCCAUCGAAACGGGAAUGGUAACCGACUGUGACACCUUUUACUAUGUUGUCUCGGGCGAUACCUGUGCCUCGAUAGCCUCGGCGGCAGACAUCACAGUGACCAACUUCUACACGUGGAAUCCGACGGUGGGCACCUCCUGCACCAACUUGUGGCUAGAUUCCUAUGAAAACUCGGAGAGGGCGCUGCUAUCCGCACGUGUCCGGCACCGACACUGA
This is a messenger RNA of Grosmannia clavigera kw1407, 5157 nucleotides long. RefSeq names its product class 5 chitinase 1. Lineage: Eukaryota; Fungi; Ascomycota; Sordariomycetes; Ophiostomatales; Ophiostomataceae. The transcript has 8 exons. Gene Ontology annotation, molecular function: hydrolase activity, hydrolyzing O-glycosyl compounds; chitin binding. The coding region runs from base 1 to 5157 and encodes 1718 amino acids. Gene Ontology annotation, biological process: carbohydrate metabolic process. The record is from RefSeq and is a predicted model, not a curated record.